This is a messenger RNA of Symbiodinium natans, 2178 nucleotides long. The record is from the annotation of a GenBank genome assembly. Lineage: Eukaryota; Dinophyceae; Suessiales; Symbiodiniaceae.
AUGUCCUGCUUGGCCUUGGCAUCACCCCGCCAGAAGCCUCGUAAGGAGGAGGGUGAAGAGCACCCGAAGCAGGAGCAUGGGAAACAGGCGAAACAGGCGAAGCCGACACGCCAAUUCCCGAAAGGGCCUUUCCCCAUGACGCAGGCCGUGCGCCAAGCUUGGCUGAAGAGCGUCAAGGAGACAUUGGAAGAAAGCAAGAAACAGUUCGAAGAGAGAACUCGCAACUACAAAAAGAAGAAGCUGUCAUUAAACCUCCCGGACCUGCCAUCGUGGGCGGAACUCACCAAAGACGUCGAACAAAGAGAGUGCCACUGGAUCGAAAGAUUCUGCAUUGGAAUCAGCGGUGACAUCCAGACUGUGUUCGAAGGAGAUGUGAUGCCGGACGAAGUUCGGCUGUUUCUGGAGGAGAGGCAACCUAUCGUCGGAGACGCAUUCAAGAAGCUUAACGAAAUGGAUCCUCUUCUGGAGCGGUGCGAAUCCCGAGAGCAGGCGGACAAAGUAACCUGGAACAGCGACAUUGGUGGCAUCAUCAGCGCGCUUAGUCACUGCGACCUCAGCGGCCAGGAUCUGCGUGGCGCGCAUCUGCAGGGUGACCUUCUUUGUACGUACCUGACGGAGGCGAAUCUGUGCGGUGCGGACCUUGAAGUUGGGGCGCACGCAGCGAGGCUUACUGGUGCAAAUCUAUCAGGAGCAAGGGGUGUAUUUCGCGGCGCUUUCUCACACUUGGACAGAUGUCUCAUUCGCGGGGCCUCGCUCAGAAUCUUUGUCGAGUUUUCUACUUGCGAGGAAGUUCGGCUAGAUGGCUCAGCUUUGGAGGCGCGGUUCGCAUUUUCAAAAAUGAGGAACGCCUCCCUUGUAUGCGCCGACUUGCAGAAUGUAGACCUGUCGGGCACAGAGCUGGAAGGAGCGCUCCUUUCAGGGUCCGACAUCAGCGCCGCAACGUGGAGAGUACCCCCGGUCAUCCCCACUGCACGAGGCAUCCAGGUCACAGCCCUGCCUCCGGUGUCCUUCGUCAAGAAGGCCUCUGGCUUCUCCAGCCAGGGUUUCCUGCAAGGUCUCGGGCGCGCAGCACUGAGGGCAUUUUGGGGCAGCGAUGGGGAUGGAGAGGAUUCCGACGAUGAGGGUGACGACGCAGACUCCGACGAAGAGGAGGAUGCCGUGGAUGAAAAGGCAGAUGAUCAGCAAGACGGCACUGGGUUCGGUGAUGUGUUGUUGCAAGAGGUAGAGGAGCAGUCCUACCGCUUGCUGGACCAGGGUGCCUCAGCCCUGGGCUCAAAGAUUGACACAUCCUUGAGCGAAGCUCUGAAGCAGGCGGAGCAGCAUGUGGGCCGGGUAAUGACUCAGCUGGAUGCCGCGGCAAAGCCGCAGGCAGCCGCGCUCUUGAAAGUUCUGCGGAGCAACAAGUUCCAGCAGCAGCUGCAGAGUGCACCCACGGCACAGAAGGUCUUGCAGAGCACCUUGAGAGUGUUGUCCAAGACUACGGGCGGGAAGUUCAUGAAAGCCUUUCGCAAGUUUGAGGCUGGACUCCAGUCUGCCGAGGAAGGUGACUUCUCCCAGUUCAUCAUGAAGUUGGGCGACUCUCACCUCCAAGCUCAAACAGGUUACACGUCAGCCCAACUGCUGGGGUUUUUGAGGUUUUCACGCGCACAGAUGGCAGCAGACAAGCAGGAGUUGGAGGACAUCCUUGACUAUGUGGCCAAACUACAGGACACCGUGAACAAAAACAACUGGGAUGACGUGGUAGACAACUUCAUGUGCCUUUACGACUUGCGAGCUAGGUUGACAGGCGAGCGGAGCCGCCAGGUCUUCAAAGAUAUAUGGAAAGGCGAUUCCAUUCGAGAGAAGGUUGCCGUGGGAGUGGUGUUCCAGGAAGUGUCAACCCCGGACAAACCUCCGGACUAUGUCAUCCACGAAGUGAAGGAUGCUGUCCAAAUCGUAAAGAAGCAUGCCGUGCCAUGGAGGAAGGCCCUGAACAGGGAGAUAGCCGCGAUCGAGCUGGCCAAGACGAAGCAAGAACAGUUCUUUGCCUUCAUGAUCUCCGUGAUCACAGGUGUGUUCAUGUUCGUGGCCAGCUUUUUUUCUGGCCUGGCACUAGAUGCAGUCAGGGACGGUACAGUGUCAAUUCCUUUUCUCUCCGAUACCUUGUUUCAGGAAAACAGCACGGUCAGCAGCUUGUAA